Dentiscutata erythropus is the source of this 1047-nucleotide messenger RNA. NCBI's taxonomy places the organism in Eukaryota, Fungi, Glomeromycota, Glomeromycetes, Diversisporales, Gigasporaceae. The record is from the annotation of a GenBank genome assembly.
AUGUCGGGGUUUUCCUUCAAUCUAUUAAAAACUAUUGAUCCACGAUUUCGUUUGGGCAAAUUGAUUUUUUCAAGAAAUAAACAUGAAAAAAUAUUGGAUACACCAAAUUGGUUUGUAUAUACAAUGAGAGGCUCCGUACCACACUUAACUCCCGAUAAUUUACAAACUAUUCCGGUUGAUGCAUUGGGGAUAACUCUGGAGCAUUUUCUUGAGGCGCAGCCUCCACCUUCAACUCAUUUUGUGGGUGGAAUACAUAAAUUUUUGAAUCUUGAAGAUUAUUUAUUGUUUUUUGAUGUUCGAGACUCUGGAAAAUUACAACAUAUUUCAUUCAAUACUGAUAAAUUUGUUUCCGUUGUUACUGAUCAAGGAUGUCGUAAAGUUACUCCUGAAGAAUAUGUAAGAUACAUGAAUAUAUAUAAUCCUGAUAUAUUUGCUAGCAUGGCGGAUUUAAUAUCUGUCAAGAAUCCAAGUUUGAAAAGGGUUAAGAAAUCCGUCGAUAGAACAUUAAAUUGGUUAGAUGAAACCUUGGAAAAAACAGAAGAAGGGAUCCAUGUAUUUGGUGUUGUAACUGGACAUGAUAGACAUGAAGAACGUGUGAGAUCAGCUCAAGAGACUGCAAGUAGAAAUGUAGCCGGCUUUGUGUUAAAUGGACUGGAUCUAGACAUGACUUCAAAAGAACGUUUAGAUUUAAUGAAAAUCUCACUCAACCAUCUACCAAAAAAUAAGCCUCGUGUAGCAUACGGUCUUGGGGCUCCAGGUUUGACCAUUGGAAUUGAUAUAUUUGAUACAAGUUAUCCUUCAGAAGAAACAUCUUUAGGACAUGGACUUACAUUUUUGAUACUUGAAAAUGGAAUUCAAAAUGAACAAGAAAAAUUCAUAAAUCUUUGGGAUAAUAAAUAUAGAACAGAUUUUAGACCAAUUUUAGAUGGAUCUGAAUUAAUAAAGCAAUUAACAUCUACUAGUAAAAUUAAGAGACCCUCUUAUAAGACCAUUAUAAACUGGGUUAAUACUUCGUGGAAUGCAGUUGACAUGGGUUUGAUUCAAUGA